Gossypium raimondii (Peruvian cotton) is the source of this 2325-nucleotide messenger RNA. RefSeq names its product mitogen-activated protein kinase kinase kinase 3. The transcript has 11 exons. Lineage: Eukaryota; Viridiplantae; Streptophyta; Magnoliopsida; Malvales; Malvaceae. The record is from RefSeq and is a predicted model, not a curated record. The coding region runs from base 100 to 2088 and encodes 662 amino acids. Gene Ontology annotation, biological process: protein phosphorylation. Gene Ontology annotation, molecular function: ATP binding; protein kinase activity.
UACAUAUAUAAUCUCAUUUUCUUUCACAAAUCUGAACUUUUCGUCUCUCCAUUUUCUUCUUCUUCUUCUUCAAACAGGAAUUAUAGAUUGAGAAAAAGGAUGCCAGGUUGGUGGGGUAAAAAGUCCAGUAAGAACAAGGAAGACAGUCCUCGGAAUCAAACUCCCCGUGGUACCUCCGUCGGAUUCCUCAAGUUUUCACCUACUAAAACCGACGCCGCCACCGCCGCCGCUGCUGGAAAAAAGAAAGCACCGGCUGCAACACCCGAUGACAAGAACAAUAACUACCCAAAGGGUUGCGAUGAUGGAGGAGGACUUGUUUUCAGCACGCGUAGUUCGCCACGCGUGAGCAGGGAUUUCGGCGUCGGCGGCGGCGCUGUUGUUCCCGGUAGUGGUUCUUCCGGGUUUUCGGGUUUCGAUUCGGAUUCAGGGGAAAAAAGAGGGAUCCCUUUGCCUACACCAUCUGUCUCCUCGAUGCACAGUGAUCAUGUUGUGGGUUUGGGAUCUGGGUCGCCUUCGGUUUGUAGUUUUAGCUCUUCUGGUUCCUCCGAAGAUAAUCAGAUUCCAAAUGAUCCCGUUCAAUUCAUUGCCUAUAGGUCAUAUAAUGACAUGAGAGGCCAAGGUGAAACUAGAAGCAACGUGAGGUCGAGAAGCCCUGGUCCGAGGUCGAGAGGUCCAACCAGCCCAACAUCACCGCUUCAUCAUAGAUUAUCUGGAGUGAGUCUCGAGUCUCCAACAGGGAAGAAGGAAGAUGGGAAGUCUGUGUGUCAUAAGUUGCCUCUUCCACCAGGUUCUCCUACUAGUCCUCCUGCCUUGCCUAACACAAGAACUAGUGGAGUUAGUGAAAACACACCUUGCUCUCUAUCAAAAUGGCGUAAAGGGAGACUCUUAGGGAGGGGAACUUUUGGACAUGUUUAUCUUGGAUUUAAUAGUGAAAGUGGGCAGAUGUGUGCUAUAAAAGAAGUCAGGUUCGUUUCUGAUGAUCAGACAUCAAAAGAAUGCCUCAAACAACUGAACCAGGAGAUAAAUUUGUUGAAUCAGCUAUCUCAUCCAAACAUCGUCCGAUACUAUGGAAGUGAACUGGGUGAAGAAACGCUCUCUGUUUACUUGGAAUAUGUCUCUGGUGGUUCAAUCCACAAAUUGCUUCAAGAAUAUGGUUCCUUCAAGGAACCUGUUAUUCAAAACUAUACAAGACAAAUUCUUUCUGGGCUUGCUUACUUACAUGGAAGAAAUACGGUGCAUAGAGACAUAAAAGGGGCAAACAUACUAGUGGAUCCUACUGGUGAAAUCAAGUUGGCAGACUUUGGCAUGGCAAAACAUAUAUCAGCUUGUGGUACAAUGCUUUCGUUCAAGGGAAGUCCUUAUUGGAUGGCACCAGAGGUUGUAAUGAACACAAAUGGCUACAACCUUGCAGUGGACAUCUGGAGCUUGGGCUGUACUAUACUUGAAAUGGCAACAUCAAAACCACCAUGGAGUCAGUAUGAAGGGGUGGCUGCAAUAUUUAAGAUUGGAAACAGCAAGGAUGUUCCGGAGAUUCCUGAUCACCUUUCUAAUGAAGCAAAAAGUUUCAUUAGGCUUUGCUUGCAACGAGACCCGUCAGCACGUCCUACAGCCUUUCAACUGCUAGAUCACCCUUUCAUUCGUGACCAAGCAACUACAAGAGUUGCUAACAUCAGCAUAACCAAGGAUGCUUUUCCUUACACAUUUGAUGGAAGCCGCACUCCGCAGCCUAUAUUGGAAAUGCAAUCGAAUAGAAAUAAUAUCCUCUCAUUUGAUGGAGAUUAUGGGACGCAGGGAAUGGCUACAACCUCAAGAGCACUGAGGACCCCAAGAGAUAAUGCAAGAACAAUCACAUCGUUGCCCGUAUCUCCUUGUUCAAGCCCCUUAAGAUACGGUCCAGUACACAUGAGUUGUUUUCUUUCUCCUCCUCAUCCAGCUUACCAGUUUGUAGGACAGAGUGGUCAUAACUUAGGCGACUUCUCUGGGAACACAUCAAGACCAAACCCGAGAUACACUCAUGAUCCUUGGUUUGAAGCGCCACAACUAAAAGUACAAACAACAGGCACCUCGCCAAGAACAAGACCUAUUUGAGAUUAUUGUAAAUAAGUAGGAUAGAGUAUCAUCAAUGUUCCACUCCCUAUUUUGGUAAAUCUGGCAAAUUACAUUUUAACUUAAAAGGAUUCUCGGAAUGGUGAAUAUAUGGGGAACAGUGGGACUUUUGUUGCAUGGGAAAAGAUGAAGCUGGUAGAAUGUAUUUUAUAUUGUAACAACAUAUAUAUUGUUGAUUAUUUUUGGUUGUAUAUGGAAGGUGAUGACUUUCAUUUGUAA